AUGGGGUUUGUGAGCCUAGAAGCCUGGAGUUUGAUGCGUUCUUCCUGCUUGUCCUCACUUUUUUUCGAUCUGAAUGGAACCAGACGAGUUGAAUGGGCUGGAGGAUCGAGUUGACUCCGAUCUGAAGGAUACCGAGAAAUCAGUGACCACCCAUAGUCCUCCGUGAGGAAGUCUCCUCUUGCACGGAACCUCUGACUUGCCUUGUUGACUAAGAAAACCCUUUCUUGCUGUUGCGAGCAUUGUCUGAGAACAACUGUUGAAUUUGGAUGUUUUCUUCAAUUAAUUAGCAUCCCUUGAUCAUCGUUGACUGAAGUUGUCAUUUCUUCUUCGAACUAUGCAGAGUAAGGGAGCGUUGACGGACGUGGGAGAUUCAAACGUCAUAUUGCUCAAUGGCCCGAGGUUCUCUCUCUCUCUCUCUCUCUCUCCACUUCCCCACUAUGCUCUGCGAUGCGUGUGACCUUCAAGAGGAGAUUAGUAAUAGUGUUUGAUUUUGGUUUGUACCAAGUUUGUGCGUGUUUAUGGUCGAGCUCUUGACGCGGUCUUUUUUCAGUAAACGGAGUUCACGAAGUCGACGAGAAAUCCGGGGGAAAAUACGUCCCCUUAAAAGAUGAGGAAGACCUGCGCCUUGCCAUGUUCGACAAGCCGCUCCCGUGCUUUGGCUGCGGCAUUGGAUGGUUCUCGUAAGCUUCUAAGCCCUCUCUCUCUAUACUCUCUCUCUCAAAAAAUUUCGUAAUCGUAUUAAUGGGUUCUGUAUCCGCACAGUUUCCUGCUGGGAUUCGCCAUCCCUUUGAUGUGGUACUACGCGACCAUCCUUUACUUCUCCAAUUACUACCGGAGAGACCCCAGAGAAAGAAGUGGUCUUGCUGCCUCUGCAAUUGCGGUCAGAUUCUCUCUCUCUCUCUCUCUCUCUCUCUCUCUCUCUCUCUCUCUCUCUCUCUCUCUAAAACUCUGCUGGGUUUACAGGCCCUGGUCUUCUCCAUCACUCUGGCGAUCACUCUGGCCUCUGUCUUCCUCUAG
Spirodela intermedia is the source of this 1017-nucleotide messenger RNA. NCBI's taxonomy places the organism in Eukaryota, Viridiplantae, Streptophyta, Magnoliopsida, Alismatales, Araceae. The record is from the annotation of a GenBank genome assembly.